GUGUCUUCCCAGCCCCCGCCGUCACUCCCUCCCCCCCCCUCCUCACCAUGGCCCUUGAGCUGCUCUCUGGCCUUGGCCAGCACUGGAACACGCUGGUCUCGGCUACUGAGACCCUGUGGGACAACCAGCUGGACAACCACAACGAGUACCUCUUCAUCACGGCGGUGUCCUUCUUCGCGCACGAGAUCUUCUACUUCGGUCGCUACCUUCCCUUCUACCUGCUGGACUUCUUCCCCUCGAUGAAGAAGUACAAGAUCCAGGCCGACAAGGAGACCACCUCUGCUCAGAAGUGGAAGUGCCUUAAGGGUAUCCUCUUCAGCCACAUCUUCGUGCAGCUCCCCAUGAUCAUGAUGCUGCACCCCGGCAUCAAGUACCUCGGCUUCGAGAUCCGCUCUCCCUUCCCCGUGUGGUACAAGGUCCUCUACCAGUCCUUCAUCUUCCUGGUCAUCGAGGACUUCUGGGAGUACUGGACCCACCGUCUGAUGCACUGGGGUCCCCUGUAUCGCCACAUCCACAAGAUGCACCACGAGUUCCAGGCUCCCUUCGGCCUGGCUGGCGAGUACGCCCACCCCCUGGAGACCCUGACCCUCGGCUUCGGUACCCUGCUCGGCCCGAUUCUCUUCGCCCAUGACCUGCACAUCGUCACCCUGCUGUGGUUCCUGUUCUUCCGUGUCAUGCAGGUGAUCGAUGCCCACAGCGGCUACGACUUCCCCUUCUCUCUGCGCCACUUCGUGCCCUUCUGGGCCGGUGCCGACUUCCACGACCACCACCAUGCCGUGUACACCGGCAACUUCGGCGCCUCCUUCCGCUGGUGCGACUGGAUCUUCGGCACUGACAAGCACUACAACGCCUACAAGGCCGAGAAGCGCGCCCAGCGGGCCGCCGACGCCAAGCAGGCCAAGAAGCUCGACUAGAGAGCACCUGAGCAUGUACCGCCCAGGUCUGCUCGCGUGUGUUCCUCUCCUCGCCCCUUUGCCCAUCCCUCCAUCUCCCCCCCCCCCCGGCACCACCCUCCCGCAC
Messenger RNA from Fonticula alba, 1020 nucleotides. RefSeq lists its product as hypothetical. The coding region runs from base 48 to 914 and encodes 288 amino acids. Gene Ontology annotation, molecular function: iron ion binding; C-4 methylsterol oxidase activity. The transcript is spliced from 2 exons. Lineage: Eukaryota; Rotosphaerida; Fonticulaceae. Gene Ontology annotation, biological process: ergosterol biosynthetic process. The record is from RefSeq and is a predicted model, not a curated record.